GUGACGCUACAUACAAACAAGAAACAGUACGCUUGUGAUUAAAGCCGGAUGGUUGAAACUACGUGGAUUUCCCCCCACUAACCCACUUUUUCAUCAUGUCUCAGGAUCCCUGGAUACAGAAUUAUGAUGCCACUUGUCGCUUGGCACAGGAAAUCGCAGAAAACAUUCAUGAACGAAACAGGCAGCAGAGAACAGGCGGGAACCCUGCAAAGAUCAACAUGACUCUGCGGGCAUCGCUGCAAAAGCUCAAACAAAACAUCGCACAGCUCAAAGAUGGUGUGUUAAGAGCAUCAUCAUCUCGGCACAUCAUGCAGUCAGAAGCUGAUAGGAGGCAGAAUCUGGUUGAUGAUCUGGUAACAAGAGAGAAGCAUCUCAAUGCCACCUUCAAGGGAGACACCACAGAGCCUGAGCCGUCCAGGUCAUCACUGAUGGCUGAAGGGGCAGGAGGAAGUCGAGGCACUGCAAACCCCUGGCUGAUCAAUGAGACAGAUGAGACCAGAGGGCUGAGUUUUGGAGAGAUCAAACAGCAGCAACAACGAAUCAUUGACGCUCAGGAUGCAGGCUUGGAUGCACUAGCAGCCGUCAUCAGUCGACAGAAAUUGAUGGGCCAGGAGAUCGGCAAUGAGCUGGAUGAACAGAACGAAAUCAUAGACGACCUUGCACAUCUCGUGGACAAGACAGACGACAGGAUUCGAAAUGAAACACGAAGGGUGAAGUUGGUGGAGACAAAGUCAGCCUCUUGUGGUAUGAUGGUGGUGAUCGUUCUGCUUCUCAUAGCCAUUGUAGUGAUUGCUGCCUGGCCAGUGUAGCUGAAGAGCACAGGGUUGGACAUGGACACGGCAUUACAACAGUUUGGUGCAGAAUCCUGGUUUUAAACCUUUUGCAUAGACAGUGUGCACAUGUAUAUACAUUCAUUUAAAGAUUUUAUUUCCUACUCUUUUCUUUACAUGGAGUGAUUUCUUAACUAAGGUAGUGUGAAAAAAAGUCUUUUAGCAGCACAGGUACAUUCACUGGUUGGAUGAAAGGCAAAUAUGCUUCUGUGUUUGUCUUUUAUAAUUUUAAGUGACUAACUCAGCACACUGACAAUGUAUUAAAUUAUUUGGAGGUUUAUAAACCCUUUGAAAAUACUGUGAGCCUGGACUGAUGUGAAUGUUGACCCACUAGCGGGACCUCCCGUAGCAGCAGCAGGAGCUUUCCUCUCAUAAGUCUGUCUGUGGUCUGGCUGAGGCUCACUUAUUCUGCAAGCUUUGCAAUCUUCACACUCACUUAUAUUUAGCCAUGCAUUACUGUAGCAGCUGUAAUGUUAUCAUUUGUGUUGGGUUUUUAUAAUGUUUAUAGAAUCGCUCUCAGCCAAAACAAACAGCUCGGCUGUGUUACUAACACGGCUCUUUUCCUUCAUUGUAAAUCAAUUCAGCUUGUAAUUUCUAAUAAAUGACAUAUCCAGUUAAAA
Cheilinus undulatus (humphead wrasse) is the source of this 1450-nucleotide messenger RNA. It is a transcript of the gene stx8, whose product is annotated as syntaxin 8. The record is from RefSeq and is a predicted model, not a curated record. Gene Ontology annotation, molecular function: SNAP receptor activity; SNARE binding. Gene Ontology annotation, cellular component: SNARE complex; endomembrane system. The coding region runs from base 96 to 809 and encodes 237 amino acids. Gene Ontology annotation, biological process: intracellular protein transport; vesicle fusion. Lineage: Eukaryota; Metazoa; Chordata; Actinopteri; Labriformes; Labridae. The transcript is spliced from 8 exons.